Molecule: messenger RNA, 1461 nt
Organism: Rangifer tarandus platyrhynchus (Svalbard reindeer)
Lineage: Eukaryota; Metazoa; Chordata; Mammalia; Artiodactyla; Cervidae
Source: the annotation of a GenBank genome assembly
AUGAGGACCUGCAAAGCCAGUGCUGUCUCUGUCCGGGCUGACGUCGCCUCCCAGAUGGCCUCCAGGAUGACCCCGCUGACCCUCCUGCUGCUGCUGCUCUUGGCUGGGGACAGAGGCGCCUCAGAUAUGAUCGUCGGCCCAGGGAGCUUACAAGAAGGGGAAAGUGAAGGAGACAGCCGGAAAGGAGGUGUCCCCGACAACGAGUCCAUUCAGGGCAGCCAGGACCCUUCCACCUUGCCGAUGACUAACCUGACCGUCGCGCGAGGCGCUGUCACCGAGGCCCUCAGCCAGCCCGCCACCGGACCGGCGCGGCCGACCACCCAGCCCGGCGCUGAGGCCUUCUGCCCCGCGCCCGUCACCUCCUGCUCUGACACGGAGGUGCGCGCAGCUGAGGCGGUGCUGGGGGAGGCGCUGACAGACUUCUCCCUGAAGCUGUACCGCGACUUCUCGGUGCUGAAGAAGACGGAGACCAACUUCGUCUUCUCCCCCUUCAGCGUCGCCGGCCUCCUCACCCAAACCCUGCUCGGGGCUGGAGGAGAAACCAAGGAAAGCUUGGAGCGCCUCCUCUCUUACCCCCAGAACUUCAGCUGUGUCCACCGUGCCCUGAAUGCCUUCACGUCCGAAGGUUUCACCUCGUUCUCUCAGAUCUUCCACAGCUCAGACCUGGCCAUCAGGGACACGUUCGCCGACGCCUCUCAGAGGCUCUACGGCAGCAGCCCAAGGCCCCUGGGGAACAACAGCACAGCCAGCGUGGAGCUCAUCAACGACUGGGUGGCCAAGAAGACCAAGCUCAGGAUCAGGCGGGUGCUGGACAGCCUGCCUGAGGACGCCCGCCUCGUCCUCCUCAACGCGGUCGCCCUGAGCGCCAAGUGGAAGAUAGCGUUUGAUAACAGCAGAACGGUCAUGAUGCCCUUUUACGUUAAAUCCUCUGCCAUCAAAGUGCCCAUGAUGAACAGCAAGAAGUACCCUGUGGCUUCUUUCACAGACCGGACUCUGAAGGCCCGGGUGGGCCGCCUGCAGCUGUCCCACAACCUGAGCUUUGUGAUCCUGGUGCCCCAGACCGUGAAACACCAUCUCCAAGACCUGGAGCAGGCUCUCAGUGCCGCCGUCUUCAACGCUGUCCUGAAGAAGCUGGAGAUGACCAAGUUCCAUCCCACACACCUGACGAUGCCUCGCAUCAAAGUGCAGAGCAGCCAGGACAUGCUGGAUUACUUCGACUUUAUCUACGGCGUCAACCUGUGCGGGCUGACGGAGGACCCGGACGUGCAGGUGUCCGGGAUUCGGCACCAGGCCACCCUGGAGCUGACGGAGAGCGGGGUGGAGGCGACCGCCGCCUCGGUCGUCUCCGUGGCCCGUAACCUGCUGGUCUUCGACGUGCAGCAGCCCUUCCUCUUCCUGCUCUGGGACCAGCAGCACAAGUUCCCGGUCUUCAUGGGCCGAGUGUAUGACCCCAAGGGCUGA